Messenger RNA from Dreissena polymorpha, 1287 nucleotides. RefSeq lists its product as uncharacterized. The coding region runs from base 193 to 1008 and encodes 271 amino acids. Lineage: Eukaryota; Metazoa; Mollusca; Bivalvia; Myida; Dreissenidae. The record is from RefSeq and is a predicted model, not a curated record. The transcript has 10 exons.
AAUAAAACGCACAGAUUUGUAGUUAAGAGAGAGCUUAACAAGUUUUCGUACGUAUAGAAGUGGUGUCGUUGCAAAAAAAGUAUAAGGACUUUAAAAGCUGAGCAAGGACAGGAAGUUAUUUGUAUUCAGCAGUCAGAAGAUUAAAAAGCAUUUAUUUUGUUAAGAUCGCCGAGUUACAAAAAAGAAACGUCCAUGCAUACAACCUCUAAUUGUAAGAGCGACGGAACCAUGAUUAAUAACAAGAUACGAGUGAUGUGUCGAGAUACCUCAUCGGGCAAACAACAUGAAGAAAACAACAAUCAGCAAAUUGUCAUUCAAAUCAGGGUAAUGGAUAUAUUCGUCGAAGAGAAUAAUGAAGAAACGUCCAUGCAUACAACCUCUAAUUGUAAGAGCGACGGAACCAUGAUGAAUAACAAGAUACGAGUGAUGUGUCGAGAUACCUCAUCGGGCAAACAACAUGAAGAAAACAACAAUCAGCAAAUUGUCAUUCAAAUCAGGGUAAUGGAUAUAUUCGUCGAAGAGAAUAAUGAAGAAAACAACAAUCAGCAAAUUGUCAUUCAAAUCAGGGUAAUUGAUAUAUUCGUCGAAGAGAAUAAUGAAGCCAAGAUACAAAUCAUACUGUCUGCCUUGACUGUCUUGCUGUCAAUUGUUAUGAAGACAGCCUCUCGUACACUAUUCAACUACAGUGCAAUUUUCAAACAAGGAAACCUUCAUCUGGAAUAUGUGUUUUCCAGAGUAACAUCGGCUCAGCGUGUCUUGAUCACUUUAUUGUUUUCCCUAUGGACGUACCUCAUUAGCGACAUAUUGAAAGGGAGACAAGAUGAAUCUGAAGUGGUUACACAAGAAGGCCUUUCCUAUGCCUUAGAAGAUGUCAGUUAUCGGAUGAUUUCGUCCGUAAACAUUUUCCCUGAGACAAUCAGAAUGUUCGUGCACUUGCCAAUCCUUAAUAAUCGGGCUGAAGAUAUUUCGGAAAGAACAAUAAAAGAAUCGUCUAAUACUCGGCACUAGGUACAGAAGCAGCGAUAACGUUUCUAAGGAACAUAGAAAGAUACUUACGAAAUAUGUUAACUAACCGUUUGUUUAAAAUCAUACAACUGUGACAGUGUUAUAACAAUACCAAUACGAUGCAGUAUCUACUUGCUUAAACAAGGUCUAACAACAAACACGGACUAGUAAAACAGAUGUUAUCAUUGUACGAAGAAUAUUAUUUUCUAAAUUUCUUAUAUACUUGCAUUGUGUUUUGUAAAGGUGUAAAAACUAGCUUUGAGAAUUAAACAAGUCGAAUAA